AUGUUUUGUUUGCACAGCCUGACGCCACAGCAGCUGAACAACACGGCCAAGGCAGAAAUGGAUCGUUUGUUCUUCACACGCUGCGCCAAAGUAGGCAGCGAGUCGCUCAUGGAGUUCAUGGAGAAUUUACAGCAGAUCAACGACUUCGAAGUCGAUCGCCUGGGCCUUAAGAAGUCGGUACGUCAGCUCUCGCCCAGGCAACAGGCCGAAAGGGCCGACCACAUUUACAACUCAGAGCCGGGCACUGUUUAUAUCGAGCACACGUCCUGGAUAGAUUUCAAUGCCUUCAACCUUCCUAAGCCCAUUUACAUAAAUCUAGUGCGCGAUCCCGUCGAACGCGUCAUCAGCUGGUAUUACUAUGUGCGCAAUUCCUAUCUGAAUGCCAUAUUUUAUCGCAAGAAUCCAAUGGCUACCCUCAAGCCUACCGCUUGGUUUAAGAAAGACUUUAACGAGUGCGUCCGCAGCGGCGACCCGGAGUGUCAAUAUGUGCCCCUCACAGUGAAAGAUUAUGUGGGCAACUAUAAGCGACAGUCGCUUUUCUUUUGUGGUCACGAUCGGAAUUGCUUACCCUUUGACUCCCCAUUGGCCAUACAAAUAGCCAAACGUAGGGUUGAAGAGGAAUAUGCGGUUGUGGGCAGCUGGGAGGAAACCAAUAUUACGCUAACCGUACUGGAGCAUUAUAUUCCGCGUUACUUUGCGCGUGCCACGACUUUGUAUCCAUUGUAUCAGGAUAAACUCCAAAACCGAAAUCGAAACAACCGUAAGCCCAAAAUUGAUGCAGAUGUUAAAGCUAUGAUCAGGCGUAAUUUCACCCACGAAUAUGAUUUCUACUAUUUCUGCAAACAGCGUCUCUUUAAGCAAUACAUUGCUCUGAAGCGUACAGAACUGGAACGUCUCAAUUUUACAUAG
This is a messenger RNA of Drosophila novamexicana, 909 nucleotides long. Its product is annotated as heparan sulfate 2-O-sulfotransferase pipe-like. Gene Ontology annotation, molecular function: sulfotransferase activity. Lineage: Eukaryota; Metazoa; Arthropoda; Insecta; Diptera; Drosophilidae. Gene Ontology annotation, cellular component: membrane. Bases 1 to 909 code for a protein of 302 amino acids. The record is from RefSeq and is a predicted model, not a curated record. The transcript is spliced from 4 exons.